CACACACAAUAUAUAUCUUGUUAGUACUAGGACAGAUAUUUGUGGCACUGUUUUAUUUGAUUGCCUCUCAAUUAGGCAGAAAUUCCAGAAAAUGAAAUAUGGUAAUAACAGACUAGUAAACACGAUGAAUGAAGUUCUCUGUGCUCAAGAGCUAUCCUAGUAAAGUCAUUUUCUUCAAGUUUCAUAGUCAAUUAAACCCAGAGAGAGCUUUGCAUAGAAACUUAUUAUAACAAGUGCGUUUUCAAUUGUAUGUCUUGUAUUAAGAAACGUCACAACAUAUCAAUAAAUUUAUAAUCUGGGUGAACCAAGCUAACGCUUCAGAUCCAAGUUGUAAUUAUAAAUGUCGGCUGUGCAAACUAAUCCAAAAAAGGUCGCCGUCAAGGCGGAAAAUGUCAAUGUGUUUGUUGAAGUUUGUUAUUACUCAGGGACGGCUAAAUGCAGUGUAAAAACCUCCAUAACGUUACGCACUUAUCUGAUAUUGUGUGAAGAGCUUUGGAUAAAAAAAUCACUCGAAAAAACGGAAGUAUUCUGUAUUGUCGGUUCCUUUUCAUUUCUAAUGUUCCUCCUUUGCCAAAGGUUGUAUCACGUGAGGGAUAAACGUUAGAUGUGUACAGCUCCAGAAUAGUUGGAAAGUUAGUGCUAUUUAAAGCAAUAACCUGGCUUGAAAUAGACACAUUUGCUCAGAUUUACUUGGUACUUGUCAACCGGAAGACAUCUAAUUCGUUUCCUUUAUUUUGCAUUCCACAGUCACUGCAGAUAAGAUCAUGGCGGAAUAACUUUUAGAGUUAACGUCCACAUCGCUCAGAAAAGAAUCGAUCUCUAUACCAAGCAGUGUCGCCUUUCAUUUCGGGAAGGAAUUAUACAGUUUGCAUCCUCAGUGAUCUUUGAAGCUUUAAUUUCUAUGUUUGUAUAUUUGGACACAGGUGACAAGAUUCGUUUGCUUUCGCAGCCUCUCUCUCAGUAGCAGUUUUAUUACACAUUUAGAUACUGUUGUGUUACGAUCCUUUCAGUCAGCCUUUGUGAUAUUUGAUGCAUGCCAAUUGAGGUAAUUUUGACAGGCCAUCCAUCCUCUGUUUCCGGUAUCUGGGAACAUUCUCUCGGGCCUCAUAAAAACACUCCAGCCAAAAGCGCGUCUCGAGGAGCGAAAGGUGCCUAAAUAGGCCUAUUCAAGAUUGGUGAGGUUUUUCUACCUCCAGCCACCAGCCACAGCGGUAUUCAUAAUCAGUAACACUAAAGAUACUAUCAUUGUUUGUCUUCCAUUGAAAACUGGUUCAUUAUUAAGAGGCCUGGGAUUCUUGCCUUAGAGAUAAGAGACCACAAGUCUCUCGCAGCUUCCUUGGUUCUUUUCACACUUUUAGCGAAGGCUUGUUCCGACAGGAAGAGCGAAGGGAAAUUGUCGAUCGUGUGUAUUAGCGGCUCUAAAAGCAAUUUCUCUUCGUGCGGCGGACCACGUUCACAAAAACGUGGAAAAGUCGCUUUUCGUUUCAAGAGAUCAAGUUGAAGUGAAGGUCCCCAGAGACUUUCCUGCUCUCUUUGUUCGGGAAUAUUGUUGAUGAUCGGAUAAUUUUUAUGUUGACCGCCCACCGCUCACAACAAAUCUGCCCUGAGGCUUAUUGCUCUGUUUGUACGUGUGGUCUAAUUGUAUCGUUCGAAAAUCUUGCGCCGAGAUUUGGUCACGUUCUUCGACUCGCUGGCCGUUGUUGUGAGGCUCAACGGAAGGGUUUUUGAAAAAUCUUGACCGGAGUUGAAGUGUUGACAGAAAUUUGCCACAUCAGUCUUCAUUAACACUAUUAUCUCGCCGAAAUUGAGUAUAGAGUGGGCUGUUCGUGGGUCCUGGUGGUUUCGCAUAACCGAUCGAGUGUGUUACCGCGACGAGAUUUGGAAAGUCUGAAGCGUUUCUAGCUUCUACUGCUCUUCUAAUUGCUUCAAGAUGUACCAGUCAGUGAAGCUAAGAGAGCUGAAUCCCUUCAUUACUUGCGGCAUUUGCAGUGGGUAUCUAAUCGACGCCACGACCAUCACAGAGUGCCUUCACACGUUUUGUAGAAGCUGCAUCGUAAAGCAUUUACAAGAAGAAAACUUUUGCCCAACGUGCAAAAUUGUGAUUCAUCAAAGCUACCCUAUGAACUAUAUCAGCGCAGAUCGUACAAUGCAGGAAAUUGUGUACAAGCUUGUACCAGGCCUUCAAGAGCGAGAGCUCCAAAGACAGAAAGAAUUUGAAGUUGCUAUGUUUAUGUACCGCACUGGCGAACAACAAAACGAAUACAACGCUAUGAAUUUAACUAAAACACACGUCGACAAUCCAUCUCCAUCGUCAUCUUGUACAUCAAACGAAAAGGAUGAAAAUCACGAUUACCACCGAGGAGACGAACAAGUCGCUAUAUGCAUGGAAUGUUACAGAGGAAAUGGAAAAUAUUCACUGAAGCCGUUAACUCGCAAGUACCUACGGUUGUCCUCACAGGCAACUGUGUUACAUCUCAAAAAAUUUCUCGCAAAGAAGUUAAGUCUGGACGACCACAAAGACGUUGAUAUCUUAUGUAAUGACGAAAUUCUUGGCAAGGACCACACGCUUAAGUUUAUUUGUGUCACGAGAUGGAGAUUUAAGGGUUGUCCGCUUUUACUCCAUUACAGACCAAGUCUCAAGUUGUUUUAGUUCCAAUGCAUCACAAACUGACGGAGAAUUCUCUUCAAGCCCCCACUCCGAGCAAACCGUCGCUUCCGUAAAUAUCUCUGGACAAGCUGUCGUGCUAACAGCUAAUAAUGAAAAUAUAUUCCAAGAAAGCCAGGACAGUAAAUCGUCCUGCACUUGAACACAUGACGGGCAAGUAGAGCUCAAUCACUCGACCAGCAUACCACAGAAAAGGCGUAACUAAAUCAAUAAAUUUAUUUCUAAAUUUUUAAGUCACAUUUUAUAACUAAAGUUUUCCAAAUGGAAAAAUUUCAAAUUGUGAUCAUGACCUUGUCAUCAUUUGUAUUACAAUAUUAUGCAUCAUAGCUAUUGUAACCUACGCGUUCAUGACAAAGUUUCGUGUCAUUGAGAUACUUCAUUUGUAUUACAAUAUUAUGCAUCAUAGCUAUUGUAACCUACGCGUUCAUGACAAAGUUUCGUGUCAUUGAGAUACUUCAUUUGUAUUACAAUAUUAUGCAUCAUAGCUAUUGUAACCUACGCGUUCAUGACAAAGUUUCGUGUCAUUGAGAUACUUCACUUCUUACGCCCGAGGAAAUUGACAGGGAUAAUUGCUUUAAAAAAGAUGGAAGUAAAUAUUUAUUGUACAUUAGACACGGUAUUCAUUGUUCCGUGUUGUAUCAGACAAAAAGAAACAGAUAUUUGAUGA
Molecule: messenger RNA, 3332 nt
Organism: Stylophora pistillata
Lineage: Eukaryota; Metazoa; Cnidaria; Anthozoa; Scleractinia; Pocilloporidae
Product: polycomb group RING finger protein 3
Source: RefSeq, a predicted model, not a curated record